This is a messenger RNA of Alternaria atra, 2499 nucleotides long. RefSeq lists its product as uncharacterized. The record is from RefSeq and is a predicted model, not a curated record. Gene Ontology annotation, molecular function: hydrolase activity; ATP binding; RNA helicase activity. Gene Ontology annotation, cellular component: nucleus. Lineage: Eukaryota; Fungi; Ascomycota; Dothideomycetes; Pleosporales; Pleosporaceae. Bases 1 to 2499 code for a protein of 832 amino acids. The transcript has 7 exons.
AUGCUGCGACCUUGUGUCAUUUACGGUGGUGCGCCUACCAAGAACCAGCGCGAGCAGCUCGAGAUGGGCUGUGACAUCCUCAUCGCCACUCCGGGUCGCCUUAUGGACUUCAUGCAGAACGUCAAUCUGCUCUCGUUCAGCCGCCUCAAGUUCACUGUCAUCGAUGAGGCUGAUGAGCUGCUUUCCACUGGCUGGGAAGAGGCCAUGGAGAAGCUGUUCCAGGGUUCAGACCAGAACACAGAUGCUGACCAUACCUACCUUAUGUUCUCCGCCACAUUCCCCAAGCCUGCUCGUCGGCUUGCGAAAGAAUACAUGGAUGAUGAGUGCGUUCGUAUCAAGGUCGGCAGGGUUGGCAGCACCCAUCAGAACAUCACGCAGCAGGUCAUCUUCGCCGAAGAGAGCGCCAAGAGCCAGGCAUUGUUGGACUUGAUCUUCAGCGAGGGCCCUCAGCGUACCCUGGUAUUCACCAACUCCAAAGUCAAGUGUGACAUGGUCGACGACUAUCUCUACAACAAGGGCUUGCCUGUCACUUCCAUUCAUUCGGAUCGUACUCAGCGCGAACGUGAGGAUGCUCUUCGCUCCUUCCGUACCGGCCGCUGCCCCAUCCUGGUCGCUACAGGUGUCACUGCCCGUGGUCUCGAUGUCGCCAAUGUGAAACAUGUCAUCAACUACGACCUCCCUUCCACCAUGCAUGACGGUAUCACCGAGUACAUCCACCGCAUUGGUCGCACAGCGCGUAUUGGCAAUGAGGGCAAGGCCACCUCCUUCUACAACGACCGCAACGAAGAUAUUGGUCCAGACCUAUGCAAGAUCCUCAUCGAGUCGAAACAAUCCAUCCCAGAUUUUCUCCAAGAGCACAUGCCCGAGGACCCUACCACUAUCGACUGGCAUGACGGCACCGACGACGAGUCUGAUGACAGCCUUGGUGGUGGACUUGGUGGCGGCUUUGGCGGUGACGCUGGCGGUUUCGAUGCUGAUGCUGGCUUUGGUGGAGAGUCUGCCGCUGACACGGGUUUCGGUGGAGAUGGUGGUGGCUUUGGUGAUGGAGGCUUCUCUGCUGAUGCCGACGACAAGGUGGCUGCUUGCACAGCGCUUGUCCAAAUACCGCGAUUCGUUCCUCUCUCAAUCCUACACGUCACAUCGCCUAAGGGGCCGCAUCCAUUUCUUGUAUCGCUACCAAGUCGAAGGGGCAACCUCAUCUACAUCUACGUCUUUGUGCCACCGAAACCGGUCGAUCUUGAGGGCAAUGGCGAUCAGGACAGAAAAGAGACUGGGGAAUGGCGUGUGCCUGUGGUGCUGGAUUUUCAUGGCGGAGGCUUCAUAAUGGGAUCGCCGUUAGAGCAAGCGCCAUACGCUUCAAUGAUGUCUCGCGAGCUCGGGGCCGUCGUCAUCAGCGUGUCGUAUCGCAUCGGACCCUUUCACCAGUUCCCUGCGGCAAUCCACGACGCCGAAGACGUUCUAUCAGCAAUACUCGACACUAGUGGAGUUUCGAAAGCCGGCAAGGUCCUUAGAGAGGAAAUUCAGCGAUACUACUCUAUAGUACAGUCGGACGCGCUGGAAAAGAAAAAGGAACAUACUGCUCCGCACCUCGAGCACUGCAAGACCAUCACUCUCGAUCCUACACGUCUCGCCAUCUCGGGCUUCUCGGCAGGAGGAAACAUUGCUUUGAACAUGGCUAUAUCAGUGCCGCCUUGUCCUGAGCUUGGCAUGUCGACUACAUUCGGCCCUCAGUCGCGCACACAUGGCCCUGCACCCGCCGAUACCAUGUCACCCAGAUUGCCCGAAAACCGCAGAGCCACGAUACUAGACGAUCCCUUCGAAUCGUGGCCGUGUCUCUUACCUCCUCCUCAAGCGCAGCCCCGCAUGCUGCCACUGCUCCUGUUCUACCCUUCGCUAGAUGCACGACUACUCCCACACGAGCGCCCCAUGAAGCCUCUGCCCAACGCGCUGCGACCCGACGAUCACCACAAACAGAAGCCGAAAGCACCAGGGCUGUUUUCAAUCAUGGGUCCGACAUACCUCCCGCGCAAACUGCGACCGCAUCCACGAGCUAGUCCCGGCUUGAAUGACCCCGCACAUAUCCAGAAGAAUGCUGCCAUCCUCCUCGUCUUGCCUGAAAAGGACAGCUUAGCAGUGCAAAGUGAUGUCUGGGUAGACAAGAUGAACAACAAUGAUUGGAAUGGUCCUGUGCAUUUUGGCGACGGACGAGAGGGCGACUGGGAUGGACACCACGGUGGACAAGCCGGAUCUUCCAAUGUCCCCAGUACGAAGAACGGAGGCAUGGAAGUUUGGCAUGCCCCUGGUUGCAGACACGGUUGGACACAAUUUCCGGAUACGUUUGUGCCUCAGCAUGAGCGCAACGAGAGAGAAUUGGUGUUUGCGAGGACAUUGGAUUUUGUCAAAGAUAACUGGAAGAAGGAGUUGCUGGUGGAAAGGCGACAAUUGGGGAAUCAGAUUCAAGAGCUGAGGCCGUUGAGCAUACCUAAUUCGAACGAGUAA